AAUCGUGUGCCACCCUUCCCAAAGCCACAAUGUCGCAAUUCUGUACAAUGCCAGCUGGAGAGAGGAAGAUGCAUGCAGCGGCUAUUUCUCGAGAGGUCCACGGUGCCAAUGGGGACACCAUGGACCUGGGGAUAAAGGUUAGCACUCCCAAAGACAUCAUGCUGGAGGAGCUGUCACUGCAAUCCAACAGAGGUUCUCGUCUUUUCAAAAUGCGCCAGCGAAGAUCGGAGAAAUACACGUUUGAAAGUAUCCAAAAUGAGGCAAACGUGCAGCUGAGUAGCGAUUUUCUAACUGAAAAUGCAGACAGUGCCGAAAACAAAGAGGGAUCGAAAACACUUCCUUACACACCCACCCCAGGAAACCCAGAAAGCAUUGCACCAGGAUAUGGAGGCCCCUUGAAGGAUGUCCCUGCAGAGACGUUCAACUCUACAGCUAUACCCAAGUCCUACCAUUCCCCUUGGGAGCAGGCUAUCAUUAACGACCCCAACCUGGCCGCGACCCUCAAUAUCAGGAUGCCUGUCCCUGAGCCCAGACCAGAGGCUCCUGACUACAAGAGCUUUAACAGGGUGGCCACACCAUUUGGUGGUUUCGACAAAGCCCCCCGGAGCAGCGGGAUCACGUUCAAGCUGCCCGAGAUCGACCUAAACCUCCAUAACUACUCUGAGCUCCAAGACCCAGGGGUGAAACGGCCCACCUUCAACAGGGUCGCCCAGGGAUGGAUAUCCGACGGCAUCCCACUGAUCCUGCCCACCGUGCCUCUGGAACCUAUGCCCAUCCCUGAGUCCGAUGACCUCUAGAUGACCUUUAGAUAACCCAUAAUACCCUGGAAAGACAAGAGAGCACUAGUCUGACAAAAUCCACUGCUGGCACCUCUAACCAUACUGCCUGAUCUGCGAUAUAGGGGUUGGAGCUGAAGCCUAAAUCAUGAUUUCUGAUUAUGUGCAACAGACGACAAACUGAUGGUUUAAAAUGGGGCUUCCGUGCUGCCCUGUUUCAAUUCUGUGCCAUUUGCCUGAGUAAUGAUACUGAUGGUUAGUUUUGCAUUGUGUAUUCAGAGAAUAACAUGUAAAUAAAUAGCACACAUGGCUGAAAUGUUAUUGAAAUGUCUAAGACAAAAUAAAUAUGAGCAAUACAUUGAAACUU
Salvelinus namaycush (lake trout) is the source of this 1143-nucleotide messenger RNA. Its product is annotated as myozenin-2-like. The record is from RefSeq and is a predicted model, not a curated record. The transcript is spliced from 5 exons. Gene Ontology annotation, cellular component: Z disc; actin cytoskeleton. NCBI's taxonomy places the organism in Eukaryota, Metazoa, Chordata, Actinopteri, Salmoniformes, Salmonidae. Gene Ontology annotation, molecular function: FATZ binding; actin binding; telethonin binding. The coding region runs from base 30 to 797 and encodes 255 amino acids.